AUUCUCUCACUAUUUUUUAAAAUCUUCCUUCUGCAAGAAUGACUGACCCUAUUUGUUUUGCUCUUUUACGAAACUCAAUUUAUCAAAUACUUCAUUCAACUGGUUUUGAAUCUAGUCAUGGGGAACCUAUCAAUGUACUUACUGAUAUCUUUGGUCAAUACAUUCAAUUACUUGCCUCCUCUGCUUCAACUUUUGCUCAUUUAGGUGGUCGGUCAGUAGCAAGUCCUUGGGAUAUUGUUGAUGGUCUGAUUGAUGUACAAGUCACUUUAGAUCAACUUGAAGAAUGGUUAGAUACUGAACAAGGUCAAUUCCUUACACCAGCUUGGUCUAAUAAAACAGAUCCUAGUCGUGUUUUGAAAGAUAUUGUGACGAAUGGAAGGAUGUAUCAGGAUUAUAUACUUUAUCAAUACAACAAUCAACAAUACCAUCAAAUUAAUAUCAAUAGAAUGAAUGGAAAUGCCAACAAUGAUGAUCAACCAAUACUUACCAAAAUGGAUCACAGAAACGCGUCACUUCCUGAUUAUAUACCAUCACAUAUGCCUUCCUUUCCAACUGAUGAUUUCAAUGGUAUAUCAGAUCAGCAAGCGGAUAUUCAACAAUCACAGCUUUCAUCAAAUCAAAUGCAUACGACUCAAUUAUCAUAUCCAAUGACCUCACUUUUACCCUCCUCCACAAGCAACAACAACAAUAAUAACAAUAACAAUCAUAAACCUUCAUCCAAGAAACCCAAUGAUAAUCCCUUUACUCAACUGGUACCUUUUGAAGAAUCUUCACUUGCUUCUGGAAAUGGAUUAUCUCUCACUAUUUCAUCACUUUAUUCAAAACCAACUUCACCUCUCCAACAAAGACAACAAAUGGAUAACAACGAUGAUGAUGAUGAUGAUGAAUAUAUGGAAAUGGCAAAGAAACGACGUUUUGCAGAAGUCAAUGGUUCAAUGGAAACUACAAUGAAUAGGAUGAUGGAAAGAUACAGUGAACAGGAAUAUCAACAACAACAAAAUCUUCUUACCAAUGGAAAUCGCAUUAUAUUUCAACAACUCACCCAAAAUGAAGCAGCACCUGGUAAAACUAUAUUCGGAACUCGUGAUGGUAUGCUUGAUGAAAUCGUUCACCGAAUAGCGCCUCCUAUUGCCCUGGCAAGACUCUCUUCACCAAAUUUAUUAUUAGAUACAGCCACUGUAUCUUCUCCAGCAACUUCUACGCCUAUCACAAUUUCAGCACCAACUCAAUUACCUACGCCUCCUGCUCCUGUGAUAUCAACGCCGACAGAAAACAGAAGAUCUAGCAGUCCAUUACCUCCUCCAGUGUCCUCAAAAUCUAUAAUGCCGCUCAAUGUAAUACCUCCCACGGAUCCUUCUAUGUAUGUAUCAUCUCAAUUCACAAGUUCACCAUCUCCACAUAAUGAUUUGAAGACAUCAUUGCCACCAUCGGAAUCAGAGUCAUUAAUACCAUCAACAGCGACAACAGCAGAAACAACAUCAUCAAUAAUAACAUCAUUACCAUCAUCAACAUCAUCAGCAGCCACAGCAGCAGUAACAUCAGCAUCAGCAACUUCAGCAUUGGACGCAUCAUCAUCAUCAUCAUCAUCAUCAUCAAUGACUCCUUUACAAUCUUUUGUAUCUAUGGAUGAUCACACAAAUGAAUCCACACCUAUGCCCAAUUCUUCAGAAGUUCCUACUGUCAAAAUACCCACCUCUCUCGCUAUGCUCUCAGCUCGUGGUAACACCAACUCAAUCAAAAAGGACAAAAAAAAAUUAUCGGUCAAAGCAGCGCUCAAGGAUAAUAAUGGAUUACCAAAAAAGAAGAAAAAGUCAAGACUCUCAGUCGAUUUAGAAGACAAUAUCAAUGCAAAUCUCUCAAUGUCUAAACCAUCUUUAUCAACUUCAGUGCGAUCCAUUGAAACAAAUUCGAUAGGAUCAACAACAACAACAACAACAAUAACGGGAAUACCAAAGAUGGUUCCAAGAGUAGAUUUACCAACAAAAGAAAAAAUAGAAGGCAAUGGAGAAAGGACACCAGAUACGCCCAGGGUACGAUUUAAGGAUCAACUAGAGGAUUCAAACAAACAUCAAGAUAAUAAUCGGUCAAAAGCAAUAUCCAUGCAAUCAUCGUCAUUAUCACCACCAGUGCCACCAUCUGAUUUCACUACACCAAUGAAGAAGAAAAAGAAAAAAAAGAAACAUGAUCAGCAGAUGCCACCUUCCGGUCCAACGGUUAUAAAUACAAUAUCAACGGCACCAACCACGGCAAUGACGACAGCUCUUUCAAAAGAACCGAACAGCACAGCCACAACCAAGUCAAUGACGACAACUGCAUCAUCCUUCUCUUCCGGCAACAACAAUUAUUCAUCAACACCGAUACGAUCGACACCUAUUUCCAAUGUAGCUCCUAUUAUGUUAUUACCCACUCCAGCCACCACGUAUUAUGAUACCUCGGAAACGGUACGAUGUAUAUGUGAGAACCCUACUGUGGACUAUGGUACAUUUAUGAUUUCUUGUGACAAAUGUUUGGUUUGGUUCCAUGGUACUUGUGUAGGAAUUGCUGAACAUGAUCAAGUAGAAGAAUGGAUAUGUAGACGAUGUCAUUAUUGAUUAGUUAUUAUGAGUAGAUGCAGUUAUUUUUGACAUUCAUUUGAUUUGAUUUUUUUUUGUAUUGAUCAUAGUUCAAUAAAAUUAUUUUACCUAUUUGUCUUUUUUA
Messenger RNA from Halteromyces radiatus, 2697 nucleotides. RefSeq lists its product as uncharacterized. The coding region runs from base 39 to 2591 and encodes 850 amino acids. Gene Ontology annotation, cellular component: Set1C/COMPASS complex. Gene Ontology annotation, biological process: positive regulation of DNA-templated transcription. Gene Ontology annotation, molecular function: protein heterodimerization activity. The record is from RefSeq and is a predicted model, not a curated record. The transcript is spliced from 2 exons. NCBI's taxonomy places the organism in Eukaryota, Fungi, Mucoromycota, Mucoromycetes, Mucorales, Cunninghamellaceae.